Molecule: messenger RNA, 3476 nt
Organism: Cheilinus undulatus (humphead wrasse)
Lineage: Eukaryota; Metazoa; Chordata; Actinopteri; Labriformes; Labridae
Gene: cdk5
Product: cyclin-dependent kinase 5
Exons: 12
Coding region: 151-1029 (292 amino acids)
Biological process (GO): axonogenesis; synaptic vesicle transport; protein phosphorylation
Cellular component (GO): cytoplasm; nucleus
Molecular function (GO): ATP binding; cyclin-dependent protein serine/threonine kinase activity
Source: RefSeq, a predicted model, not a curated record
CCAGCCAAGCUUGGCUGCAGAGCGACCUGUAAAAGCAACAGCAGAUAGCUAUAAGCUAAAGCUAGCUGUAGAUUAUUAUCCCCAUUUUGGGGCUUUUUUCUCUGCUACUGGUUUACUGGCUUUGUCAAGGCUGGCUGUACUGGCCAAAAAAUGCAGAAAUAUGAGAAGCUUGAAAAAAUAGGAGAGGGGACGUACGGGACAGUUUUCAAGGCUAAAAACAGAGAAACUCACGAAAUCGUAGCUCUGAAAAGGGUCAGGUUGGACGACGAUGACGAGGGGGUGCCUAGCUCUGCUCUGAGAGAAAUCUGCCUAUUGAAGGAACUAAAGCAUAAAAACAUUGUAAGGCUACAUGAUGUUUUGCACAGUGACAAGAAGUUAACUUUGGUUUUUGAAUAUUGUGAUCAGGAUUUGAAGAAGUAUUUUGAUAGCUGCAAUGGAGAUCUAGAUCCUGAAACUGUGAAGUCCUUCAUGUACCAGCUGUUGAAAGGACUUGCUUUCUGCCACAGCCGAAAUGUUCUUCAUCGAGAUCUGAAGCCGCAGAAUCUCCUAAUUAACAGGAACGGGGAAUUAAAGUUGGCUGACUUUGGGCUGGCUCGAGCCUUCGGCAUUCCUGUGAGGUGUUACUCAGCAGAGGUAGUGACAUUGUGGUACCGACCACCAGAUGUGCUGUUUGGUGCUAAACUUUACUCUACCUCAAUCGACAUGUGGUCUGCUGGCUGCAUAUUUGCAGAGCUGGCUAAUGCUGGGAGGCCUUUAUUCCCCGGGAACGAUGUGGACGACCAAUUGAAAAGAAUCUUCAGAUUGUUGGGUACGCCGACUGAAGAGCAGUGGCAGACUAUGACAAAACUCCCUGAUUACAAGCCAUAUCCAAUGUACCCAGCCACCACCUCAUUGGUGAACGUGGUCCCCAAACUCAGUAGCACAGGACGGGAUCUACUCCAGAACCUGUUGAAAUGUAAUCCCGUUCAGAGGAUCUCUGCAGAGGAGGCCUUGCAGCACCCUUACUUUGCCGAUUUCUGCCCACCCUAAAUGCUAAAUUGCCUCUCCCUGAGCCUCAGCCACCAGAAUCAAUCAUCCUUCUCUGUGUUGGGUCAUUAGGACCACUCUCAACAAGGUAAAUCCUUCACUGGUUUUCAAACAGCCCCCUGCUGUAAUUCUGCUGUGCCUCAGUGUGGAACAAAGUCCUAGUGGCUCUGCAAGGUUUUAGGUUCUUUUAAGUGGCAUGUCUGUUUAAUUUGGUACAAAUAGGGCCUCCCAGCCAAUUAGCACUAAUGCGGGAGGAUGCUCUUUGUGUUUCAUUGAAUAGAUGUUAUACCUGUGGAAAUGGUUUUCAACAAAACUUCCCUCCCAAAGAUUCAAAUAAACAUGAGUUUUUUAAGUUUUGCUUUUAAAUAAGUGUUUAUUAUGAAAAAGAAGCUCUUUGAAUCUGUGGUGGUCUCAUUAGAUAAUUUAUGAUUUGAAGUGACACACACACUGCAUCACACACAAACUGCCUUUCUUUCAGUAUGGCUUCUGCUCUCAAUGUAAUGACUUUUGUAAAGCUUUUUUUUAAAGUUAAUCUCUAUUAGUAGUGAUGACAUCAGUGUAGCAACAUGAUACAAGAUUUUUACAUCCAAUACUAUGGAAGUCCUAAAAGGAAGUGCACCCAACCAUUUCAUUAUGCCCUCUUUUCUCAAUUUAAGUCAAUUUGGUUGUUGUCUUGAGAUCUUGACUCGUUUAUCAACGCUGGAUUUGUUGAUAAAUGUUGAUACUUCUAAGAUUUUUUCCUACCAUAGAGACAAGCCCAGUAUGACUAGACCUAUAUUAAAAUCACACACGUUUUACUUACUAAAACUGUAGAAAUGAAAGGAUAGAUUAAAUAAUGGCUACAGUAUUAUAAAUAUUUAUCACAUGUCUACACUGUGUUUUGUGUUAAAUAUUAGGACAGUUACAUCUAUAUUGGCUGUAAUGGGGGCCUCAGAUUUCCGGGGCAGCUAAAUGCCACACUGAUGCUUUAAGUUCUUCCCCUGAUGUUUGUAAUUUUUCAGUACUGCAUUUUUUUGUGUGUAAAUUAUUUUUAAGGAUUAGAGAGCCUCUGUAGGAACUUUUGUAUAAACCUGAUCAAAUAUUCAGAAAUGAUUCACUCUUUCUUGGGAACACCUCUCCAUAUAAUAUUAAAUAGAAAUUGUUUCUCUCAGCUGAUCCAUUUGCACUCUUGAUUAUGAAGUUACUAUUGUUAAAAUUGAGAAACAUUAAUGAGAGUUAUAUUUAGAAAGUUCUAAUUAACAACGACUGGCCAGUAAUUUUAUCUAUUGAUAAAAUGCACUGUUAAUAAUUAAUGUUAAACUGACCCUUAAUAGAGCAUCAGAACAAGGCUUUGGGCCACUACCUGUUAUGAGAUUGUAUGAUAGCAUGGGAAGAUGAUCUUUUGAUUUUCCUCAGGCUUUAUUUUCCCUUUUGUGUUUGUCUUCUUUGCACACUUUGUAUCAUGAAAUUUUUAUGUUAAUUCCUUUAGAUAUCAUUGUUUUGAAAUAUGGUAAACACUGACAGCCAGGAUAUUAGCAUUUUCUCAAUAAAUGGGACAACACAAUCGUAUGUUAAUGACUAGUGGACCAUCACUUUUUAUGUACCAUCAUCUUUGUUGGUAUUAUGCCUGUGUUUUUGCUUUUCUGAAAUGCUUUUUUUUAUUAGUUAAAUUGGAACUAGAGAAAAUCCACUGAUAAUCUGUAUUUUUACAUGACUGUUUUGCACCAUUAGCUGUUUUCAUUUUUGUUACUUCUUCUAAGAACAUGGUUAACAGUUUGCUAUAUUAUUUUCUCCUGAUUGUUACAGUGCUAUUAAUCCCAUCAAAGCCUACAUAAUGAGUUGUUUGAAGUGUUGGUAGAGAAAGGAUUUAUCUUCAUUUUGCUGAUGGAAGACAUGACAAUGGAUGCAUGUAUUUAUUACUGAUGGAAUGUCUGCUCAUUUGUUUGCAUUUGUUUUAAAUGUAGCAUCACUGCAUUUGGUAAAGGAACUCUUUCUUUGAAUGAUUCCGUAAUCAAUAGCAUUAAGCAGGCUCUUUUUAGGAUUUAAAAUGUUUGAAGGUUGUGUGUGUGUGUGGAUUAAGUUAUAAUUAAAAACACAAAAAAAUAAUUUGCUCAGUAAUUCAUUAUCUAGUGAUUACAGGACAUUUCAGACAAACCGCUCUAGAGUUUACAGCUUAAACUUUGAUUUUGAAUGAAGAGUUAAGUUUGCACUUCGACAGUUUCUUUUCUUUUGUUGGUAGACUUUCGGAAAGCUGUUCUCAGUGUUUCUUUUUUAUGUAUUUCAGCCAAUAAGACACACCUUUAAGUAAAGUGAACAUAAAUACAACUUUGCUUCUCAGAUGUGGAAAUUUAUUCUUGAACUUUAAAACCUGCUAGGCCAAACUGUUUCAACACAGUCCAUUUAGCAUCUGUUCUAGAACAUACUCUGCAGAGUUGCCCACUUUGACAUUAAAAGACUUUUGUUCAAGUUGA